CAAAGCCCUGAUUUGGGGUUUUAAGAGGUGCUGGGGAGGAUGUGGCAUGGGACAGCUGCGAGGCUGGUGGUGUCUGCUGGCCUUCUCCUCCUGGGACUUGGCGUGGGGAACGGCUGCGCUGACCUCGAGCGGCUGCUGCUGAAGGAACGCGUGCCGUCCCCAGGCAAAAAUUACCUUGUGGGCCACGUGUGCCGAGGGGAAACCCCUGUGGAUUUUGUCAGGAAAUGCUCCUAACGUGUCCGCAAGCCCGCUGGGAGCCCAGCAGUGAGGAGAGGGACAGCCCCAUCAGGGACUGGGGAGCACAGCAAGGAAUCUCUCCGGUGCCCCGUCUCCCGUCCCAUUAGGGGCCAGAGACUUGGUGCUGCCAGGCGGGCCCGGCCGCGUGCACCGGCUGCUCUCUGCUGGCCCAGGGCCGUGUUUCCCUCCCUGUGGGAUCCGGCCGGUCGCAGGGGAACUGAGUUCACCCCAAACCACAAUUGCCGCCUGUGCCGGCAGCUCCCAGCCCCAGCGGAUGCGCUGGAAAUAGCCCUGGCGGGGCUGCGGGGCUCCUCCUUGACAGCGGUCGUGGCGCCCUAUAAAGCUGCACGGGGACCAGGGGCUGCAGCGAGCGCAGUGCUGCACGGACAGGCACCAUGAAGGCCCUCGUCCUGCUGGUCCUGCUGGCCCUCCUGACCCUCGGCCUCUGCCGCAGGGCCUCUGAGCGCUCCGUCAGCGCCGACGAGUCGCCCAGCUCCGAAGCCUUUAUCUCCAAACGUGCCAGCGCCGAGAUGGCGAGGAGACACAAGAGGAAUUACAUCUAUGACAGCGUCUACGGAGCUGUACCCGCCUGGAACCCCCUGGAGGCCAAGCGCGAGGUGUGCGAGCUGAACCCCGACUGCGAUGAGCUGGCCGACCACAUCGGCUUCCAGGAGGCAUACCGGCGCUUCUACGGCCCCGUUUAGCCCCCACUGCGACGCGGUCCCGUGGGCGCGGUGCUCAGUGCCACCUGCCCCGGGCCACCCUCCGUUAAUGCUCCUCUCCAUUAAUUGUGGAAAGAAAUAAAGGCACACACGGUG
This is a messenger RNA of Cygnus olor (mute swan), 1055 nucleotides long. It is a transcript of the gene BGLAP, whose product is annotated as bone gamma-carboxyglutamate protein. Lineage: Eukaryota; Metazoa; Chordata; Aves; Anseriformes; Anatidae. Gene Ontology annotation, biological process: regulation of cellular response to insulin stimulus; osteoblast differentiation; response to vitamin K. Gene Ontology annotation, molecular function: structural constituent of bone; calcium ion binding; hydroxyapatite binding. Gene Ontology annotation, cellular component: extracellular region. Bases 633 to 941 code for a protein of 102 amino acids. The record is from RefSeq and is a predicted model, not a curated record. The transcript has 4 exons.